GUAUAAAAAAAGAUUUGUUUACAUUUUGGCCAUAAUAAUUUUAUUAUAACCUCACAAUCCUCAGAUUAUUUCCACCACCUCUAAACAGAAAAAGCUAAUAAUGACCACAUUACGCCCUUUUACCUGUAAUGAUAUGUACAAAUUUAAUAACGUUAAUCUGGAUCCUCUGACCGAGACCUACGGUUUAUCCUUUUACAUGCAAUAUUUGGCCCAUUGGCCAGAGUAUUUUCAAGUUGCGGAAUCUCCAAGUGGAGAGAUAAUGGGCUACAUUAUGGGUAAAGCUGAAGGGCACGGUGAGAAUUGGCAUGGCCACGUAACUGCCUUAACUGUAUCACCGGAAUAUCGACGGUUGGGUGUAGCCGCUACGUUGAUGAACUUUCUCGAAGAUGUAUCUGAAAAGAAAAGAGCGUACUUUGUUGAUUUGUUUGUGAGAGUGAGCAACAAAGUUGCUAUUAAUAUGUACACCAAUUUGGGAUAUAUUGUAUACCGUACGGUUUUAGAAUAUUACUCGGGUGAUCCAGAUGAGGAUGCUUAUGAUAUGCGAAAAGCUUGCUCAAGGGAUGUUAAGCAAAAAUCGGUCAUUCCUUUAAAAAAUCCAGUUAGACCAGAGGAUGUUGAGUAGACAAAAUCAUAUCUAGAUAGAAUUUUAAUCUAGUGACAAGUAAUGAUUGUGUCUUUGUAACUAACAAUGUAAUUUAAGAAUCAACAUCUUGAAAAACAAAAUAUGGCGUUAUUUUUCUUUGUUGUGUAAUAGAGGAAUGACAUUAAAAUAAUAGAGCUGGGA
Molecule: messenger RNA, 784 nt
Organism: Photinus pyralis (common eastern firefly)
Lineage: Eukaryota; Metazoa; Arthropoda; Insecta; Coleoptera; Lampyridae
Gene: Naa20A
Product: N-alpha-acetyltransferase 20
Exons: 5
Coding region: 101-622 (173 amino acids)
Biological process (GO): N-terminal peptidyl-methionine acetylation
Cellular component (GO): NatB complex
Molecular function (GO): protein-N-terminal amino-acid acetyltransferase activity
Source: RefSeq, a predicted model, not a curated record